Molecule: messenger RNA, 650 nt
Organism: Physcomitrium patens
Lineage: Eukaryota; Viridiplantae; Streptophyta; Bryopsida; Funariales; Funariaceae
Product: large ribosomal subunit protein P2y
Biological process (GO): translation; cytoplasmic translational elongation
Cellular component (GO): cytosolic large ribosomal subunit; ribosome
Molecular function (GO): structural constituent of ribosome
Source: RefSeq, a predicted model, not a curated record
GCACUGGGGAAGCUCCUCCAUGUUUUCGCUUGCGAGCUCUGCCCCUGCUCCUCCGCAGCUCGCUCUUUCUUUCACUCGUAGUGUAUUUUGUUCUGUUGCCUGCCUGCCACCAUGAAGGUUGUGGCUGCCUAUUUGUUGGCCCUUCUGGGAGGCAACUCCGCCCCCAGUGCCAAGGACAUUGAGUCCAUCCUCGGCGCAGUCGGCGCUGAGGCGGAUCCCAGUAGGAUAAGUCUGUUGCUGAAGGAGCUGGAAGGGAAGGACAUUCUGGAAGUGAUUGCAGCGGGUAAGGAGAAGUUUGCCUCCGUGCCCUCGGGUGGAGGUGGCGGUAUCGUCGUGGCUUCUGGUGGUGGUGGCGGUGGUGCCGCUGCACCAGCUGCUGAGGAGAAGAAGGAAGAGUCUAAAAAGGAGGAGGAGAAGGAAGAAUCAGAUGAUGACAUGGGCUUCAGCUUGUUCGACUAAGGGUUACGAAUUGGUAUUCUGAUCUAGUGCAUUUGAUAGAACUGGACAUGCAUGUCCUGAUUGUGUAUGCAAUCACUAACUUGCGGCUACAGAUUUUGGGAUCCUACUGUAGAAGAAUGUCACUUUUUACUUGUUGGGAUCCUGGUUUAGACAUCAAGAAGUUGAGAUCUACGACCUAAUUUUGUUUUUCA